Messenger RNA from Triplophysa dalaica, 4111 nucleotides. It is a transcript of the gene kdm2ba, whose product is annotated as lysine (K)-specific demethylase 2Ba. The coding region runs from base 175 to 2772 and encodes 865 amino acids. Gene Ontology annotation, biological process: regulation of transcription by RNA polymerase II; protein demethylation. The transcript is spliced from 10 exons. Lineage: Eukaryota; Metazoa; Chordata; Actinopteri; Cypriniformes; Nemacheilidae. Gene Ontology annotation, molecular function: protein binding; zinc ion binding; histone demethylase activity. The record is from RefSeq and is a predicted model, not a curated record.
GAUAGCUGGCUGGUGUGUGCCUGUGCAGCUGCCCAUUUCAGACAGGAAAAGAAAGGGGGAGAAAAGCAAGACGUUGGGGAAGGUUGGAAGAAGAGGAAUCGAGGGCGACUGGAUUCUGGGGGCAUAGCCAUGUGUAUGUUUUGUUUGUCUGGCUGGCUAUGAGAUCAAACAGCCAUGGCCAUGUCACUGAGCGCCGACGAAGAGGAUUACGACUCGGACACAGCCGAACAGCAACGGCUACCCAACCGGCCAAAAUCCAAAAUGGCUGCAUCAACAGCGACGACUCCGGCAGCCUCCAGCUCUUCAUCCACCACAGCAGCAGUCAAGCUGCCAUCCAACCGGACCUCCUCUGGAGCCCGCCGCCGACGUACACGAUGCCGAAAGUGUGAGGCGUGUGUCCGGACGGAAUGUGGAGAGUGUCACUUCUGUAAGGACAUGAAGAAGUUUGGAGGACCCGGUCGCAUGAAACAGUCUUGCAUUAUGAGACAGUGUAUAGCGCCUGUGUUACCGCAUACAGCUGUAUGUGUAGUGUGCGGCGAGGCUGGUAAAGAAGACACGCUCGACGAUGAAGAUGAGAAGUUUAACGCCAUGCUCAUGGAGUGCUCCAUCUGCAAUGAGAUUGUCCAUCCCAACUGCCUCAAGGUGAAAGAUGCACCUGGAGUUGUGAACGAUGAACUUCCAAACUGCUGGGAAUGUCCUAAAUGCAACUACGCAGGGAAAACUGGAAAAGCCUGCAAGCAAAAAAGGGGACCAGGCUUCAAGUACGCAUCCAACCUGCCGGGCUCCCUGCUGAGGGAACAGAAAGCAGGACGUGACGGGAGAGAGGAUGGAGACCAGACCUCUUCUGGAGCAGCGUCUGUGAAGAGAAAAACAGAGAGAGAGGAAACCCCCAGACUGAAGAAUGAGGACCUGCCCUCACGUAUGGCCCCUCUCUUAAGUCCCAGUGGUCUGCCAAGACCACGAUCUGAAGUUCCCAACUUCUUGAGGAAGAAGAGGAAGUUAUUUGACGACGAUGAAGAGGAAGAAGAGGCUAGCACUAAAAAGAAGCCUAAGAAGCCCUGGAGGCCCGAAGAGCCUUUGAUUCCUAAACUCUCCCAUAUGAAAACAGAAGAAGACGACGAUAACUCCGAUGAGGAGGAUGAAAGGCUAGAGAAGCGAGAACCGCCUCGCCGUUCAUUCAAGAAAGACUACAGCACGGCAAAGAAAGAGGAAGAACAAGACACCGAGAGGCGGGAAGAGAGGGAUCCACCUUUCCGAUCCCUGAGGGACUACAGCAACAUAAGAAAAGUGGAAGACCAAGAUGAAGACAAGGAGGACGACGACGAAGAAGAGGAGGAAGACGGCAAAAGGGGCAGAGACAGCAGCCCUACUUUAAAGAACCAAUCAGUAUUGCUCGAGAGCGACGCGUCGCGGUGCAGCUCCCCAAGGGCAGGACCCAGCAGCGAAAGCAGCGAGACUCAGGAAAAGCCGCAACGAGCCCGGGUGAAACGGCACCGUCGAAAGCCUCAGAACAGACAGCUCAGCGCUGAGCUCAGCAAGCAGCUCAACAUGGAGAUCCGCCGCACCGAACACUCACUGGCCAAUGAGAACCAGCAGCCUCUCAAGAGCGAACCGGAGGACAGCGAGAACGAGGAACCAAAGAGAGGCUUACGGAACGGAACCGCAGGGAACGGCGGAGGAGGCGAAAGAGGAGAAAGGGGAGGAGGCGGAGACGGAGGAGGGGAGAGGCCACACCUUCGAGCAAGAGAGAUGAAUGGAACAUCUUGGGAGCUGCGGCACUUUUAUCCACCUCAGAUCACCCCGUUGGGUUUGAACCGCAGUUCACCUGCGGUCAGGCCCCUUCCAGCUCGUUCCCCUCCAAAGUGUGUGCAGAUGGAACGGCAUGUGAUCCGGCCACCUCCAAUUUGCCCUCCGCCCGACAGGCUGCCGCUGGCCGAUGGGCGUAAUCACGUAGCUCCUCGAGAAGCCUGGUUGGCUAUCUUCAGUCACUUGAGCCAUCGUGAGCUUUGUGUGUGCAUGCGGGUGUGCCGGACCUGGAACCGCUGGUGCUGCGACAAAAAGUUAUGGACCCGUAUCGAUCUGAAGCGUUGCAAGUCCAUCACACCUCUCAUGCUGAGUGGAAUCAUUCGAAGACAGCCCAUGACUCUUGACCUGAGCUGGACCAACAUUUCCAAAAAGCAAUUAAGUUGGCUUAUCAACCGACUACCGGGUCUGAGGGUUCUUCUCUUGUCCGGCUGUUCGUGGGUGGCCGUUUCGGCUCUCUGCACUUCCAGUUGUCCUCUGCUGCGCACUUUAGAUCUGCAGUGGGUUGAGGGGCUCAAAGACCCCCAGAUGAGAGACCUACUGUCUCCUCCCACCGACAACAGACCAGGUCAAAUGGACACACGCAGCAAACUACGGAAUGUCAAUGACCUGCGUCUGGCUGGUUUGGACAUCACCGACAACUCUCUGCGGCUCGUCAUUAAAAACAUGCCUCUGCUGUCAAGACUGGAUUUGAGUUACUGCAAUCAUAUAAAUGAUCAGUCAGUCAACCUGCUGACGGCCGCAGGGACCACCACUAGAGACUCCCUAACUGAUGUCAACCUCUCUGUGUGUAACAGGGUCACCGAUCAGUCACUGAGCUACUUCAAACGCUGCGGGAGCAUCUGUCGCAUUGACCUACGCUUCUGCAAGCAGGUGAGCCGGCAGGCUUGCGAGCGCUUCAUCGCCGAAAUGUCCGUCAGCGUUCCUUUUCAACUGCAAGAGGAUAAACUGCUCCAGAAGCUGAGCUAGUUGCGCUACACAGCACCCUCUAGUGUCUGGGAGGAAAGAACCCACCGAAAUCUUAAAUGAUACUAUGUAUCAGGUGUACUCGUGUGUUGGGAUAAAUGACUGAAAAUGGACUCAAGAAAACGAAGCACUGCAUCACAUGUAUGUGGAAAAAACUUUUGUCAGCUCCUUAUGAAUGGGAGGAAGGAGGAGAUGUAGUUUAUUUAAAGGCACAUAAUAAUGCUCCUAUUCUGAAUGGUUUAUUAUGAAGAUGGACUCUUCAAGUUUUGUUUAUGUAUAAGAGGAGAUAAUACAUGCCGGGAGAUUGUAUUUAAAACGUGUUGUGUUAGAAAGUAGAGAAUGCGGUGGGUAUAACCACGAUACACACAUACAACAUUUACAUGCUCUCCGGCUACUCCAAACGGAGAGUAAGCAUGACAUUAUUCAAAACCCUCCGAACUGUUUUUGUACAAAAGAUGUAUCAGUUGAGAUUUGUGUAUUUUGGUUUCGUCCGGGUUAUAUGUAUUGUUCUCUUUUUUAUAUAAUGGAAUUUUUAAAUAUCUUUGGUGUUUGUUUUAUGUCUUUAUUAUUGGAAUGCUCCAAUCUGAUCAACUUCUUUUGCAUUCGUGACUUUCGACUGUUCUCGUUUUCUUCUUGAAGUACUUGCUGUUCUAAUCUCAGAGCAGAUAUACAGUAGGUGUGAUGUUUGUUCUUUCAAGGUCUAUUUAUAAAACAGUGCCAUAUUCCAUCUGUGUUGUGCUGCACAGUUGUAACAGGCAGGCCUUCAGCUAUCUACAGCAAGUAUAUUUCACAGCUAUGCCUGUGUAGUGUUGUUGUUCUUCAGUAUCUCUAUUUAAAGAUGUUACACCUAACAAAUUGCAGAGUUAGGUGGUUAACUUCAAUAUUUGUUAAAUAAAUGGUCCUUAAUUUAAUUAAAUGUUUGUAAAAAAAGUUGUAAACAAAUGACAACGGUCAUACGCAAUUACAGUAAUGUAAUCCAGCUAGCUCAGUAAUAUUGUUUUGUACAACGCCAUCAGGUAGUUCUGCAUUUAUUUCUUACAAGGCCAAAAAAGACUUGACUUUGCUGAACACCCAUUCAGUAUUUGUCUAUAAAAGCCAUCACGUGCUUGUUUUUUCACAGUGGUUAUUAUUGUAAAAUGGAAACUGGUGAUGAUGGAUGGUAUUAAUGAUGUAUUAUUGUACGUUUGUCUCAGGAAUGUGACUCUGAGAGAGGGAGCCGUUUUGAUUUAAGCCACAUACCUGUACCACUAUAAAUUAAGGCAUCGUUUGCUAUCUAAACACUCUAAUGUACAUUCGCCUAUUUAUAUUUGUAUGUAAUAAAAAAUGAAUUGAUUUACUGUUA